AUUCCUUUACUUGCCCAAAAGGUAGAAAGGCUGGUGUGAGAGAUAGGGAGCUUUACAUUGCUUAAACAGCACUCUUUCUCUCAAACGUUCAUCUAUUAUUCGUAUUCUCUCUGUCUAUCUCUCAGUAUCAUUCAUUCCUGAGAUGGGUGCUGUGAGCAUGAGAGGUUUGCUUGUGAUAUUGGCUGUGGCCAUCUCAGUGAGCGAUGGGUGGGCCAAAGUUCAUCAUGUGGUGGGAGGUGACCGUGGGUGGGACCCAUCUACCAACGUUGCUGAUUGGUCGUCUGGGAAGAUUUUCAGGGUUGGAGAUAAAAUCUGGUUCACGUACUCGGCUGCAUCGGAGGGGAUUGCCGAAGUGAAAAGCAAGGACGAGUUCGAAUCCUGCGACAUUAGUAACCCGAUAAGGAUGUACAUGGACGGCUUAGAUAAGGUGGCCCUCGACAGCGCAGGGCCACGCUACUUCGCCAGCAGCAGGUCUGAUAGCUGCAAGAACGGCCUAAAAUUACACGUUGAGGUGCAACAACAAUCUGACACCAAUAAUCAGACAGCAACAUCAGCAUCUACCGUUCAUGCCUUGGCCGCUGCGCCCACCAUCCCAUCCAGAUCGUCCACCAUACAAGCAUCAUCAGCUAUUAUAUGGUCUGGGCUAGCUCUUCUAUGUUUUAUGGGAUUUGGAAGGGUAGUUUAGAGCAGCUUUUAGAGUGCUUAUUAAAGUUCUCAUAGCUUGUGAGUCUUUUUAACAGUCUUUUUUUUUUUUAAAUUUAAAUUAUUAAUGUUUGUGUGGGAUUUGGAUUUGCUCACUGUAAUGGUCAGUUGAAUUGAUGAACUUAAAUGGUUUGGAUGAA
Magnolia sinica is the source of this 842-nucleotide messenger RNA. RefSeq names its product umecyanin-like. The coding region runs from base 143 to 685 and encodes 180 amino acids. Gene Ontology annotation, molecular function: electron transfer activity. Gene Ontology annotation, cellular component: plasma membrane. The record is from RefSeq and is a predicted model, not a curated record. NCBI's taxonomy places the organism in Eukaryota, Viridiplantae, Streptophyta, Magnoliopsida, Magnoliales, Magnoliaceae. The transcript has 2 exons.